Molecule: messenger RNA, 3981 nt
Organism: Hemiscyllium ocellatum (epaulette shark)
Lineage: Eukaryota; Metazoa; Chordata; Chondrichthyes; Orectolobiformes; Hemiscylliidae
Product: serine/arginine repetitive matrix protein 1-like
Exons: 11
Coding region: 1244-3718 (824 amino acids)
Source: RefSeq, a predicted model, not a curated record
UACGCUCAGGCUCGGAGUGAGAGGCCUCAGGCAGACACCGAGGGGUUGGUGCGGAGACAGCGAGGAAGCCGGCCCUGGGACACGGGAAGGAGCAGGAGCAGGAGCAGGAGCAGGAGCAGGGCCAGGGCCUCGGCGUCGGAUCCACGGCAGGAACCCGCCCUUAGCCGGCAGCAACAGGUUUCCCCUCAGUGGACCCUGGGGAGCUGAGCCAGCCAGGGGGAUACCAGCUACAAAAACAGCCCUGAAAGUAACUACAAACCUGGAGUUACCUGGAGAAGACAGCAGCCUCUGUGUGGACACAGAGAGAGAAAUGUUUCCCAAUCACCCCCCUCCUCCUCAUUUACCUUCCACUGUCACUAAUUCAACACUAACCAACUAACUAACUAACUAACUGUUAAACUACAGCUUGGCAUCACUAACUAAUCUUUCCUGAAGAAGGGCUCAUGCCCGUAAUGUCGACUCUCCUGCUCCUUGGAUGCUGCGCCUUUCCAGCAACACAUUUUCAUCACUAACUAAUCGCUCAACUAGUGGAACCGAUCAAACUGCUGGAACCUAGCAAGUGACUGGAGUUUGUCACUAAACCUUUGGAUCGAAGUAACCAAUCAUGAAAUCACUGACAAAUCAAAGGAUUGGAACCAUUUAGUUACUUUAUUGUUGGAAUUCUUCAUUAAACUAGAAUUAACCAAGCCAGUUUUUAGUGACAGUAACUAUUCACUAACCUGCUGGGAGAUAUUAUUGACUAACUUAUCAAGCUGUUAAAAUUAAUUCUGAGUUAUUAAGUUGUCGUAACUGAUCAAACUCUGGUGACUAAUCAUGAAUGAUUGAUCUCUUGAUGCUGGAAUGUGAAUCAAUAAUCUACAGCAAUAAAGUGCAAAAUGGAAUAUAGCCAGUGACACUAACUUGCAGUGACUAACCAACCCUCAGCUGCAGUAACUUCUUGAAAUGUAGUAACCCAAUCAAGAAAAUACUAACUUCAGUAACUCCAACUGAAUGCCAGUAACUGAGCAUUUGGUCACUUAACUAUGCAUUAACCUAACCUUACUAUAAACUACAGGAAACAUAACUGACUGAAUUGUUAUUAGUGUUGGUGACCCCUUCGGUCUUUCAGGUCAUUUGACUGAGACUAGGGUGGUGAGUUCUGUGAAGUUGAUACAGGCUAUCUGAUCAGUAUUGAUUGGACAGACUGUCACCAUGCAAUGAGCCCUCACCUUCCUGUUAAUCCCUUGGUGGCUAUCAGGACUUGAUGGAGGAUGGGGAGAUGGGACAGAAUCGAGUCCAAGACGUGUGCCAAAAAUUCCAGGUCCUGGAAGAUCAAACAGUGGCCCAUGUGCUCCAGGAGCAAGAGAUUCAGCAGCAUCUCUCUGCCAACAAGCUGAAGAGCCAGGGGGUUCGCCACAAUCUCGAGCUGGCAAGAAAACUGCAGGAGCAGGAGGAUGAGAGGAGCAGGCAACUCCGAUGGAAGCUGCACAAAUACAUUCAGAACUUGGAGAGUGAUUAUCCCCAGACAAUCCAGGAGGAACAACAGCAAAAGGAAACCGGACACCAUCGGAGGCUCCUGCACACAGAGGGGAGAUUAUCAGCAGCCACUGGGGCCGGAGUGCUCGAGGUGAGCAGCAGCAGGUCACGAAGGUUGGAGAGGAGAGAGAGGGGCCGACGUAGCGAGGAUGCUGAGGAUCGGAAGGAGUCUACGACAGGGACCAGCGAUGACGGUUCACUGGAUCACUGGGAUCACCCUAUGCGGCGGGAAUUUCCCCGGCACGGUCGGCCGCGGUCGCGCCAGCCCCUCGUGUGGAGUGAGUUGGAGGCCAUUGCUGGAUGGUCCGAGGGGGAUGGCUGCCCCGAUGGGGGUUGGGAGCGUGGAGCAGGGGAGAGGGGCCACGACGUUUCUCAUCGGGACCAGGAGCAACUGGGGAGCGGCCCGUUUCCGGGGCGCACCCUGGGUCAUGUCGGUGGGGUCUUCCAGACCCUCAGUGAGGAUGUUCCUGGAUCCAGGCCAAUGCCCCAUCCCAAGAGGACUGACGGGCUCCAGGCAGCAGAAAGAGCCAGGGAAGGAGCCGGUCGGAAGCGGGAACACCAUUCGGAACGAGUGGGCGAGGGGUCCGAUUCCUCCAGGAUUCUCCCCAUCUCCCGUCCCAGAGCAGGUCCCGACCACACUGGGAGGGGCGCCUCCGAUUCUGAGUCGCAUUCGAGGCGUCGGAAGCACAAUCGGAUCCCCGGGGAGAUCCGGUCCCGGGCCAGAUCCGCGGAUGGCCGUCCGGCUCGGUGCGGAAGGAGCCCGGAACCCCUCCGCCACCACGCUCCAGGCCGGGGGGGUACCAGGACAUCGGCUCCCCCGCGGGAUCGUCUCGGCCAUUUGGUUACCGGACCUGGAGCCAAUCACCUCGACCCUCCCCGAGAUCCCACGGAGCGGGAGGGGAGCCGGCAGGAAGCGAAUGGGCAUCAGCCAUUGGCUGCUCGAGACAGGAAGAGGCAGAGCCGUCAUCCACUGGUUGCCGAUGACCAGCAAACUCGCCAACCAUUGGCUGUCAGUCAGAAGCAUGCCCCUCAACCAUUGGUCACCGGUGAAAGCCCCACCCAUUACCCACCGCGCACCAAAGUCAAAGCCAAACAGGUCCAUUUCUUAUUGGAUGCUGAUGAGAGGGUCAAGCCUGUCCAUUGCCUAGAGGCCAGCAAGCCAAAACCGGUCCAACGGCCAGUGGAUCUGAAGAGGAUGGAUGCCCAUUGGCUGAUUGCCAGCAAGCAAAAGCAGCUCCAGCCCCCAUUGGCUGUUGGAGAGAAGGGAAAGCAUGCCCAAAUCCCAUUGGCUGUCAAAGAGAGGAAACGCCCAUUACACUCCACGUUGGCCAAUAGAAACCAUCUCCAGUACCGCCUGGGUACCAAAGAGGCAGAUGCCAUCAUUGAUUACGUCUUGGAUAAACGGGAAGGAAAGGAUCUGGGUUCCCCAAAACAGCUCAGCCAAUCACCUCCCGCCUUCCGAGGGAAUCCCUCUCCGGAAACAGACCAAGGGGAUCCCGUCAGAGUCUCACCCAACAACCGACAGACCUUACCUUCCCCAUUGGUUGGUGAUUCCCGUGAGGAUCCCAGGGCACCAGCUGGUCUGGGUGCACAGAGAGAUCCCGCCAGGAAUUCCAGCGGCGGUCGGUGCCAGGUGACACCCCGACCUCACCCAGCGGGCACUCACCGGAGAGAGGGACCAUCACCAAGGCUGGCCCCCCACUGGCAGGAGUCUCCCUCGGUACGAGACCGCGUGGACAGGGCCAGAGGGAGACCAGCGAGAAACCGAGGGAACCACAGUCCGGCAGGCCCUCGGGCAAACAGACAGGAGAACGGGCUCCACCCAGAGGAGGUGCGAGGAUGUAAAGGCCGGUGGGAAGCUGCCCAGGGAGGCGGCAGUGGGCUCGGGGCACCCCCCUGGUGCAGCGAUGAGGUUCUGAAAGAGCUCCAAGCGAUGGAAUUGAGGAAAGCUGGUCUCUGGAAGAUGUAUGGUGCUGCGAAACGUGUCCAGGAGGAGCAGGAUGAGGAAUUUGCUUUGCAGCUCCUGAGGAAGGAGCUGAUGGCCCUGACCCUGAGUGACGGACGGUUACGGCAAGGCCAGACCAACAAAGGAGAGCCCUUCCCGGCUGGAGAGAACGGAGAGCUGACCAGGAACAGCAGCCCCUGCUCGAUGAAUGUGGACAUGGAUGAACCAAUGAAAAUGCCCAAGGCAGCUUACUUCUGAGACUGUCAUAGAAUGUGCUGGGUUUCUGGUUGAGUCAGGACCUUCUGAUGCAGUAUCGAUCCGCUCAGUGAGCGUGGGUUUGAAAGGAGAUGGGUGACUGUGUUUCCUGUGGACAGCAAGUGCCCUGCAGCACGCCCUCCCGCUGCACAAACGACAGAUUCCGUUUUUUUUAAACAGAUUCCUAUUUAUUUUGUAUUUGUAUUUGGAAACCGAGGCUGUAAGUGUUCCUUGUGUCGAAUUAAAUUAAUUAUGUUUUCUUGAAA